AUGAAUAUUCAAGAAGAACCAAUUUAUAGAAUAAAAAAUGAUAUGGAUUUAAUUGAUAGUAAUUUAAAAUUAGCCCCAAGACAAAUGAGAUCCAUUGCAAGGAAAAUGGCAACUGAUAAAAUUAUUUUAGGUUUAAUAUUAUUAAUUAUUGCUGGGAAAAAUGUUGUAAUUGUUUAUAAAACUUUUAAAUAA
Molecule: messenger RNA, 192 nt
Organism: Dictyostelium discoideum AX4
Lineage: Eukaryota; Evosea; Eumycetozoa; Dictyosteliales; Dictyosteliaceae
Exons: 1
Coding region: 1-192 (63 amino acids)
Source: RefSeq, a predicted model, not a curated record